Messenger RNA from Neurospora tetraspora, 883 nucleotides. RefSeq lists its product as uncharacterized. The record is from RefSeq and is a predicted model, not a curated record. The transcript is spliced from 2 exons. Bases 179 to 724 code for a protein of 181 amino acids. NCBI's taxonomy places the organism in Eukaryota, Fungi, Ascomycota, Sordariomycetes, Sordariales, Sordariaceae.
UGUCGAAUAGCCAAGAUAAAGUGUUGUUGACAACGACGUAUUGACCAUGCUUCUCCAAGUGUCAGUGACUUGCAGUCUUGCAGAAACGUAAUCUCCACCGACAACUCUUUGAAUUCCCUCAUAGCUUGGUGAUCAACUUGUGGCAGUUAGUGUUACUCCAGACCCCAUCGGACCUAGUAUGCAUCGACCAAGUCGCCUCGUCUUUGCCCUUCUUCUGUUUCUAUUCACUCUUUCCUUUGCCCUCUCUCGAACGAAAUGCCCACCCAUCCCCAACUGGACCCUCCUCUCCGUCAACGUAACCUACAGCAACGAGACCUACACUCCAGGCGUCGUCUCUCUGGAGGUGCUGAGCUCGAGUACGAACGGAACCGACGUCUUCACCUGCGACUUGCAGUUCAAUAGCAUCUGUCUGCCCGACGAGACGCGAUUGCCAAGCGACAGAGAGGUUCUGAUGACGUUUUACAUCAGCAUUGAGCUGGCGCGGAUCACCUUCAACAAGACGUGGGAGUGUGGUAGUGGCCAAGGAGGGGCUGGGACGCCAGAAACGCCGAGGUCGCAGUACGCCAUCGGAUACGGCGAAUUCCAUAUGGCCUGUCCCGAGGUGAUUACGGAGGACGUGACUUGUGUCGGACCAGCCGAGGGGAUGAUGGAGCUUGAUGGGGCCAUUGUUGAGGCACCGCCGCCAUCACAAGAGGAGGAGGAAGCGACGGAUGAAAUAGUAUGAGAUGUGGAGAGCGAAGAAGUCGCAGUGAGCUUCCUCGUCAUCAGCUAAGGGGAGGAAUUUUAGGUAGCUGCAGCGAAUGUGGAUGUACCCCAAGUGGUAAUCCGGAAUGACACCGAGCAAAGCUUAAUGAUGAGGGUGCCGAGGAUGGUGUUUAGGUUG